Athalia rosae (coleseed sawfly) is the source of this 2092-nucleotide messenger RNA. It is a transcript of the gene Spindly, whose product is annotated as protein Spindly-like. Bases 258 to 1988 code for a protein of 576 amino acids. The record is from RefSeq and is a predicted model, not a curated record. Lineage: Eukaryota; Metazoa; Arthropoda; Insecta; Hymenoptera; Athaliidae. The transcript is spliced from 7 exons.
CUUAAUUUCAUUGAGUUGUUCGAUUGAAAUCUAACAAUGAGUGAGAAGCAAUUUUCCCCUUGCACCUAAGAACCGAACCCAUAAUUUUCUUUUUUACCGACGAUACAGCUGACGCCUUGAGAUUGCGAAGGCAAAAAUCGUAAACAAAAGUUUGAAUUCCAACGAACGCUAUUGUCAUAAUUGCAAAAUACUGAAAAAUUCUAUUAUACCUGUGUUGGAAAAACCCUAUCAAAACAAUUGUACAGCAUAACCUAAAAAUGUCAGAAGUUAUGAACUGCAACUGUGCUGGCAAAAAUCAGUGUAAAGACAACAAAACAGAGGAGGAAUUACUCGAUGAAAUCAAAGAAGCCAAUAUUAAGUUUAACGAGAAAGUAAUUGAGAAUGAUAACUACCAACAAGAGAUACAUGAACUACGUCACAAGCUAAAAGCUUGUAUCGCAACACAGGCAGAACUUUCCGAAGCUAACGAGUUAAUGGAAGAUAAUUACAACAAAGAAAAAGUGUUGAGAGAAAAAAAAAUAAACAAUCUAACAGAAAAAUUUGCUAUGGAGAAAAAAGGAUAUGAAGAACAGAUCUUGGCAAUGGAGUUAGAACUAACUUGUAUACAAAAGAGUAAUGCAGAGUUGAGAGAAACACUGACAGUAACAGAAAAACUUGUCAAGGCAUCAACAACUAAUGAUCCAACAAAAGAUCAGGAGAUGUUAAAUUUGAAAGAGAAAAUCAUAAGUCUGAAUGCAGAAUUGGAGCAACAGUUUAUUUCUGGAAGAGAAUUAUUAGUGAAGCAACAACAUAUGGAGGAAACCAUCAAUACUCUUCAAAAAAAUUAUAAUGAGGUUCAAGAUAUAUUGGAGGCAAAAAAAGCUGAUUUGGCAUCCCUGACUGAAGUCUUGCGAACUACAAGAGAUGAGCUCAUCAUCUGCCGAUCUGAACUUGAGUCACUGAGGACGGUGCCUGCUAGUGUUUCUGUUAAGGGUAAUUCACUGUUUGCUGAAGUAGAAGAUAGUCGGCGAGACUUGCUUCACGAUAUGACUAUCUUGAGAAAAAAAUAUAUACACAUGAAACAGACAUAUGGAGCAAAAGAGGACGAGAUCAAAGUAUUGAAGGCUGAAAGGGCAACAUUGCUCAGAAAAUGGGAAUAUGAGAAUGAGCAAACAGUUGAUCAUGGUGCUCAAUUGAUGAACACAUAUAAAAUGAGAAUAUCAGAGCUGGAGAACAAAUUGAAAAUUACAGAGAAACAAUUGAAAUCGAUGGACCACAACAACGUACCAACUAGCAAUAGCUUUAGCUACUUGCAAUCGCUUUUAACAACUAAGAAAAAAGAGGUGGAAGAGCUGCUGAACAAAUUGGAGGAGCGUUCAACUCAAAAAAUUUUGGAUGAAGAAAUUAAAUAUGAAACUGAAAAAGAAUUGAGAAAAUGGAGGUACAAGGCCAUGUCUUACAAGGCCCAGUUGCUGGCAACAAAAACUGAAACGAAAUGUGAAGCACCAAAGGAAAUUGAACUGGACUGCAGCACUGCCGAUGCUGAUCUUUCAAGUAACAUGGACCUGACUGUUUGCCAAUCAACUGAAAUUAUGACACCUAGUUUGCCAGCGAUACCACUCAAGAAGACCGCAGAUGAAUUAGUACAAGUCCUACAAGGCUCAGGGCACGAGCAGAAUAUGGAAGAUCAUAAAAAUAUCAUCGGUGGCUUUGAUGACUCUAAAGAUCUACCACAGAAUCUAAUCUUUGGGCAAUCAAGUACUGAUUUUAAGUACCAAUCAAAUAAAGAAAACAUCACGGGCCCUUCUGGUGCAAAUGACAGCAACCUAAAGUCUGCUCUUCCAACAUCAGGGACCAAAAAUUUAAGCCCAAAGAAUCGGGAUAAGACUAAGAAAACAUUAAGAUUCACAAGUGAUACUGUGGAUCCUCAAACCAGCAAAUUAGUGAGGCAGAAGGCUGAGAAAAAAUCAUAUCCUGUCGUUUUUAUUUCAAACCAAUUGGACCAAUGAUAUCCCAUGAAACAGGUGAUUUUUAUGACUAAUCAUUAUAUUUUUAAGAAUUUUGUACUGCGAAAAUUGGGUGAACCAACAUUGAUAAUAAAGCAACAUUCCAU